Molecule: messenger RNA, 1290 nt
Organism: Letharia lupina
Lineage: Eukaryota; Fungi; Ascomycota; Lecanoromycetes; Lecanorales; Parmeliaceae
Exons: 1
Coding region: 1-1290 (429 amino acids)
Source: RefSeq, a predicted model, not a curated record
AUGGAUCCACUCAGUAUUUCAGCUAGCAUCAUUGCCUUGCUCCAAUUAUCCAGCACAAUCAUCGGGUACCUCAGCGAUGUCAAAGGCGGGCCCAAAGAAUUACAAAAAAUUCGGCUUGAAAUAUGCAGUGUCCUCCCCAUGUUAAGCAUUCUUCAAGACCAGGCGGAGCAAGCAAAAGCCGGCGGUCUCUGGUCUUCUACUUUGUUGUCUCUCGACGGGCCGAAUGGGCCGAUUCAGCAAUUCCGAGAAGCGUUAGAACAGUUGAGACUCAGAUUAGUCCCUGUUGAGGGUUGGAAAAAGGUCGGCAAGGCCUUCACUUGGCCAUUCGAAAAGGACGAAAUACAGAGGAUUUUAAGCACUGUUGAGCGACGAAAGCUACUCUUCACUCUCGCUCGUCAGAACGAUCACAUUGCCUUGUCAAAGGCCAUCAAGGGCGAUGUGAGGGACGUACACGAAAGGGUCAACGAGAUCGGAGAAGGAGUGGCUCAAUCGCAACUUAGCGAAAAGCACCACAAGAUUCGCCUGUGGUUGUCCGGACUCGAUCCAUCGUCGAAUUACAAUAGGGCGCUUAGAAAGCGUCUUCAGGGGACAGGUAGCUGGCUUAUCAAAAAUGAUGUCUUUCGUGGCUGGAAGCAAGAUCCAGGCCCGGGCUCAAUCAUCUGGCUCUACGGCAUUCCUGGAUGCGGGAAAACAAUUCUCUCCUCGACAAUACUGGAACAUGUCCUUGACAGCUACCCCCCGACAUCCAAUACCGCUGUGCUAUAUUUCUUUUUUGACUUCAACGAUGUCAACAAGCAACAGCAUGAGGCCAUGAUACGCUCCUUACUCAGUCAACUAUCCAUGCACUGCGUUAGUGUACCACCAGUAUUGGACACACUGUAUUCUUCAUGUAUGAAUGGUGGACGAAGACCGACCUUCGAGGCACUCCUAGAAACAUUCCAUCAAAUGGCAAUCAUCUUUACAACCACCUUCAUUAUUCUUGACGCUCUUGAUGAAUGUGAAGAAAGGCCGGAACUCAUGGCGGACAUCGAGCAAUUGGUUGGCUGGAAAGACACAAACUUGCGAAUUCUAGCAACAAGCCGGAGAGAAAAGGAUAUAGAGGACUCAAUCUUGCCUCUAACAAAGGAUGAAAGUAGAAUAUGUAUGCAGAGCGCACUUGUCAAUGCCGACAUUCGCGCAUACGUACAUGACCAACUUCGAACAAAUACGAAAUUGCAAAGAUGGCAAAAGGAGCCGAAAGUGCAAACGGAAAUCGAGGACACGUUAAUGAAGAAAGUUGAUGGAAUGUAA